Messenger RNA from Drosophila willistoni, 2767 nucleotides. It is a transcript of the gene ZnT49B, whose product is annotated as zinc transporter 9. Gene Ontology annotation, cellular component: membrane. Bases 363 to 2339 code for a protein of 658 amino acids. Gene Ontology annotation, biological process: zinc ion transport; transmembrane transport. Gene Ontology annotation, molecular function: monoatomic cation transmembrane transporter activity. The record is from RefSeq and is a predicted model, not a curated record. The transcript is spliced from 9 exons. Lineage: Eukaryota; Metazoa; Arthropoda; Insecta; Diptera; Drosophilidae.
UGAAAACUUGUAGAUUUUCAUAAUUUAUUUUGAUCAAAAUUACCCGCUGUAUUUUAUUCUGAGACCCCACUAUAUUAUUAUUGAAACACUGAUAUUGCAGCCCUGGUGGUAUCGAACAAAAAUUUAUCGAUAAGUCCAAACCUCGACCGCAAUUACAAUUCGCUGUUGGCUCCUACAAAUAAAGCAGACGCCAAAGCGGAUAGCUUUACCCCAAAGUGGAGGGCUGAAACAAUCUUACAGCUGCGUUACAUGGGAACACAAAUAGCACUUGCAGCAACAACAAUAAGCAGAACGAAAGGGAAUUGAAAACAACUGCUCGAUACGAGAUCAUUCCUGAUUGCUGCUGCGAAAGGCAGCGCAGGAUGUUAGUACGAAGUGUCCAGCUUUUCCAGCUCCACAGAGCAGUAGUUAGUAACCUGCGUCAUAAUCAUCAGAUUGGCGGAUGGAAAUGGAACCAUGAGCUCUCUUGCAUAUCUGCGCCUAAACUACCGGGACGUAUGCGUCUCGGUAUGCGGUUACUCUGCAGUGGCAGUGGCAGCGAUUCUGGAAAAAAGAAGGAGCCGGCACUAUUGGCAGGCGUGGGAGUUGCUGAUCUCCCGGUAGCUGACAAAUCCGCUGAGGUGACCACCAAGAAUUUCGAGGUGAAAACCACCAAGGGCAUCUUAACCAUCACGACGACCAUUGAGGACUCAAAAAUCAAUGAGAUUGUAUUUGAAAAAUCGGAUUUAUCGCCAGUAGCAAAAUUAAAGGAACCGGUUCUAGCAGCUGCUGCUAUUAAUCUAAUGUCAAACAUACCACCCAUACAGCCAGCUGGAGGAUUAGACGGAGGCAAUGUCUCCUUACCACCCAGUGCAGAAACUAUAAUACCCCCAACUGUUGGCGCAGCUCCACCACCGUCUCCGCCACCCCAAGAUUUGAAAAGUCCCAGCGCGUCAGCAGCAAGUAUUGAGACUGAUGCUGCCGUAACUGUUCCAGCUAAGCGACCACGCUUUGAUUAUCGUUCCUCUCUUGAACGCAACUUUGUCACCCCGUCCAGAGCCAUUGCUGAUUUCAUGCUAAAACCAGGUGAUCUGGAUAGUUUGCCAAAAAUUAAACGAAGAUCACCAUACGAGCAGGAGCCCCCUAUGACAGUCUAUUGGAGGCGGGAUGUCGAAGCCAAAGCAUUAGAAGUUUGGGGAUCCCGGGAAAAUAUGCUACGCGAGCGUCUCAAGCAGGAGGGGGAGAGGAAGCAGUAUCAGCAGAAUAUGUUUACGGUGAAGCGACGACUUCGCGACUAUCGCCGUGAAAUGGGAUCCCGUACCAAAGUGAUGGCCGACAAUCAUGCUGAUAGCGCAAAAUCAGGACAAGUGGUUGCCACAGCUAUUGCCAUAAAUGCAGCAAAUUUACUGGUCAAAUUUGGCGGUUGGUUGUAUAGCGGUUCACAUAGCAUGUUCGCUGAAGUUAUACACUCGCUAGCGGAUUUGGUAAAUCAAUUAAUUCUCGCUUUCGGCAUAUAUAAAUCAUCACAGAGUCCGGAUAUUGAUCAUCCGUAUGGUUAUAUGAACAUGCGGUAUGUUUCUUCACUUAUAUCCGGAGUUGGCAUAUUUUGUGUGGGCUGUGGUCUAUCUGUCUAUCAUGGCAUUGAAGGCAUCAUCCAUCCAGAGCCAAUAGGAGAUCUAUUUUGGGUCUACUGCAUAUUAAUGGGUUCCCUUGUGUCAGAAGGAGCCACACUGAUUGUGGCCGUCAAUGAGCUGAAGCGGGCGGCUGUGGUGAAUAACAUGACAUUCAAAGAAUAUGUGAUGUCUGGCAAGGAUCCUUGCGUAAAUGUGGUGCUCUGUGAAGAUGCAGCUGCCGUUGCGGGCGUUGUGGUAGCCGGCACCUGUAUGGGACUGAGCAGCUAUACGGGAUCUCCACUUUUUGAUGCCGCUGGAUCAUUGGUGAUCGGGGCUCUGCUUGGAGCAGUGGCUUCAUUUAUUAUUUAUACGAAUGCGAAUGUUUUGGUGGGUGUUUCCAUUGCCACAGAUCGCAUUGAGAAAAUUAAUUCUGCUUUAGAGGCUGAUGUUAUGAUUAGAGCUAUAUAUGAUGUUAAGGGCAUUGAUAUUGGCAAUGCGCGAGUGCGUUAUAAGGCUGAACUGGACUUCGAUGGAAGAGAAUUAACACGCUCAUAUCUCGAUAAGCAGGAUCUUGGCAAGUUAUUGACGACUGUUCGCAAUUUCCAAAAUACAGAAGAGUUGGAAGCAUUUCUUUUAACUCAUGGUGAAAAUAUUGUGGACUUAAUGGGCGGUGAAAUUGAUCGUAUUGAAUUGAAUUUACGGGCGCAAUUCCCGGAAAUCCGACACGUCGAUUUGGAAAUACUCUAAGCAAUCUAUGUACUUAGUCUGGUUGUCUGUUAAAUUGAAAUUGUAGAAAAAAAAUUAAGCUUUGGGUGAUCCGGGUGCUUUGCAUAUUUGAAAUUAUUGCCUGUGUAACAUAUAAUUAUUGACUUUGUAUUUUCAAGUUUAACUCUAUUUUAGAUAAUAAGCAUAAAAUGUGCACUGUAAAGAUUGUAAAACAUGCGAAAGCAGUCAAAAGUAUAUGUAAAACGAUUAGUAAGACAAAAAUGUGUGAGUACUUUUGACUGUCUCUUAAAUGUAUAUUUUUUUGUUUGGUUUAAGAGUCUUUGACAAACACACAUACACACACACACCCCCCUCAUUCAUCACCUUGUACACAUGAAACCUGGUUAAUGUAGACACUAUGUAUAUCCAAAAAUAUAUAAGAAAAAGCAAAUAAAUGCAAUUAAUGUCAA